CGAUUCCGUUACAUCGGCUCAUUGGAGGAAAUCGGAGAAUGGAGGAGGAAAAGUUAGAAAUCGUCGGACCAUUGGAGGAGCCGUUGAUGGGAAACAUUGUACCAGAGGAGAUCAACGGCUCUGAUUCGCUUUCGUCGUCAGAUACUGAUAGCGAGAAACCAGAUUCUCCCGUUCCGAUCAAUGCUCCGAUCUACCGGAUGUUUGGAAGAGAACGACCAAUUCACAUGGUUCUCGGCGGAGCUGCUGAUGUGAUACUAUGGAGAGACAAGAAGGUCACCUUAGGAUUACUCAGUGUAGUGACUGUGAUUUGGCUUUUGUUUGGAUUUUGUGGUUGUCGUCUUCUCACAUCAAUUUGUCGUGGCUCGAUCCUCUUUCUGCUUCUAUCAUUCCUCUGGUCCAAUGCCCUCAACAAAUCUCCAGAGAACAUAAUGGAGAUUUAUAUUCCUGAGAAGCCAUUACUCCAAGCUGCUUCUGCGAUGACCUUUGAGCUUAACUGUGCUUUUGCAACCUUAAGGAGCAUUGCUUUAGAGAGAGACAUCAAAAACUUUGUUAUGGCACUCAUCGGACUUUGGCUUGUAUCGAUCAUCGGAAACUGGUUCAGCUUCUUGUCAUUGCUCUACAUCUGUUUUGUACUGAUUCACACGGUGCCAAUGCUUUAUGAGAAGUACGAAGAUGAGAUUGAUCCCAUUGCAGAGAAGGCUGUGAUUGAGAUGAAGAAGCAAUACCAAGUUUUUGAAGCCAAGGUUUUAAGAUCUCCCUUAUUCCCGUUUCCAAACAGACUCUCUGCUUCUCAAUCCAAAUGGCGCGACUAUUCCCUCCCUCAAGCCGUCAAGUUCGUCGCUAAGAACGGGACUGUGAUCGUAUGCGCCGUGAGCUAUCCUUACUUGCCUUUUCUCAACAAUUGGUUGAUUAGUGUUUCUAGACAGAAGCAUCAGGAUCAAGUUCUCGUUAUCGCUGAGGAUUACGCUACUCUCUAUAAGGUUAACGAGAAAUGGCCUGGUCACGCCGUUCUCAUUCCUCCGGCGCUCGAUUCUCAGACCGCACACAAAUUCGGUUCUCAGGGUUUCUUCAAUUUCACAGCUAGGAGGCCUCAACAUCUCUUGCAAAUUUUGGAGUUAGGUUACAAUGUUAUGUACAACGAUGUUGAUAUGGUCUGGUUGCAAGAUCCAUUUCAGUAUUUGGAGGGAAAGCACGAUGCGUACUUCAUGGAUGAUAUGACUGCGAUUAAGCCUUUGGAUCACUCUCAUGAUUUACCACCUCCGGGUAAAAAGGGAAGGACUUAUAUUUGUAGCUGUAUGAUUUUCUUGCGUCCCACUGAUGGGGCAAAACUUCUCAUGAAGAAAUGGAUCGAGGAGCUUGAAACCCAACCUUGGUCCAGAGCUAAGAAAGCAAAUGAUCAGCCUGGUUUUAACUGGGCACUUAACAAAACAGCUCAUCAGGUGGAUCUCUACUUGCUAUCUCAGGCAGCUUUCCCAACAGGAGGAUUGUAUUUCAAGAACAAAACAUGGGUUAAAGAAACAAAGGGAAAACAUGUCAUAAUCCACAAUAACUACAUUGUCGGUUUUGAGAAGAAGAUCAAACGUUUCCGUGACUUUAAUCUAUGGCUAGUCGAUGACCAUGCUUCCGAGUCUCCAUUAGGGAAAUUAGAUAAUCUCUCCGGAGUUGCAUGUAAAGAAAUGGGUUCUCUGGAAUCUGGGAUUCCGACGAAGAGAGAUAACGGCGGCGGGAGAAGUGGAAGACAACAACAACUACAACAACAGCAACAGUUCUUCUUGCAGAGAAACAGAUCGAGACUCUCCAGAUUCUUUCUAUUGAAGAGUUUUAAUUACCUUCUAUGGAUUUCCUCAAUUUGUGUGUUCUUCUUCUUCGUUGUGCUCUUCCAGAUGUUUUUGCCAGGUUUGGUGAUUGAUAAAUCUGAUAAACCAUGGACUAGUAAGGAGAUUUUGCCACCUGAUUUAGUGGGUUUUAGGGAGAAAGGGAUUUUGGAUUUCGGUGAUGAUGUUAGAUUUGAGCCCACCAAGCUUCUGAUGAAAUUCCAGAGAGAAGCUCAUGGUUUGAAUUUCACAUCAUCUUCUCUUAAUACGACUCUGCAGCGUUUUGGAUUCAGAAAGCCUAAACUAGCUCUGGUUUUUGCCGAUUUGUUAGCUGAUCCAGAACAGGUGUUGAUGGUGUCUCUCUCCAAGGCACUGCAAGAGAUUGGCUAUGCAAUUGAGGUUUACUCGCUUGAAGACGGUCCAGUGAAUAGUAUUUGGCGGAAAAUGGGAGUUCCUGUCACAAUACUCAGGACUAAUCAUGCAUCGAGUUGUGUUAUCGACUGGCUGUCCUAUGAUGGCAUAAUUGUGAACUCUCUCCGAGCUAAGAGUAUGUUUACUUGCUUCAUGCAAGAACCUUUCAAAUCUUUGCCUCUUAUUUGGGUCAUCAACGAAGAAACUCUUGCUGUUCGGUCUAGACAGUACAACUCAACAGGGCAGACUGAACUCCUCACUGACUGGAAAAAGAUUUUCAGCCGGGCAUCGGUCGUAGUCUUCCAUAAUUAUCUCCUUCCGAUACUCUACACCGAGUUCGAUGCUGGCAACUUCUAUGUGAUUCCCGGAUCUCCUGAAGAUGUAUGGAAAGCAAAGAAUCUGGAGUUUCCUCCACAGAAAAAUGAUGUGGUCAUUUCCAUUGUGGGAAGUCAGUUCUUGUACAAGGGUCAAUGGCUGGAACAUGCCCUGCUUCUGCAAGCUCUACGGCCGUUAUUUCCAGGCAAUUACCUUGAAAGUGAUACUUCCCAUCUCAAGAUCAUUGUUUUAGGUGGAGAGUCAGCUUCCAACUACAGCGUAGCUAUUGAGACAAUUUCCCAGAACUUGACAUAUCCCAAAGAUGCUGUGAAGCACGUAAGCGCCGCGGGGAAUGUUGAUAAGAUACUUGAAAGUUCUGAUCUUGUUAUAUAUGGAUCAUUUCUUGAGGAGCAGUCUUUUCCAGAAAUUUUGAUGAAGGCCAUGUCCUUGGGAAAACCUAUAGUUGCACCAGACCUCUUCAACAUUAGAAAACAUGUUGACGACAGGGUUACUGGGUAUCUCUUCCCCAAGCAGGAUCUUAAGGUUCUAUCGCAAAUUGUGCUUGAAGUGAUAACAGAAGGGAAAAUAUCUUCAUUGGCUCAGAAGAUUGCCAUGAUGGGGAAAACAACUGUUAAAAAUAUGAUGGCUCGGGAAACCAUAGAAGGUUAUGCAGCUCUACUAGAUAAUAUGCUCAAGUUUUCUUCGGAAGUUGCUUCUCCUAAGGAUGUACAAAAAGUUCCUCUAGAACUGAGAGAAGAGUGGAGUUGGCAUCCGUUUGAAGCUUUUCUGGAUACAUCGCCAAAUAAUAGAACAGCAAGAAGUUACGAGUUUUUAGCGAAGGUUGAGGGGCAUUGGAACCAUACCCCAGGAGAAGCUAUGAGAUUUGGAGCUGUUAAUGAUGAUUCGUUCGUGUAUGAAAUUUGGGAAGAGGAGAGAUAUCUUCAAAUGAUGAAUAGUAAAAAAAGACGAGAAGACGAGGAGCUGAAAAGCAGAGCCUUGCAGUAUCGUGGGACAUGGGAAGAAGUAUAUAAAAGCGCCAAAAGGGCAGACCGAAGUAAGAAUGAUCUACAUGAGAGGGAUGAAGGGGAGCUGCUAAGAACCGGUCAACCUUUAUGCAUAUAUGAACCCUAUUUUGGUGAAGGAACCUGGUCGUUUCUACAUCAAUAUCCCCUCUAUCGUGGGGUUGGCCUGUCAGUUAAAGGACGGAGACCUAGGAUGGAUGAUGUCGAUGCAUCAUCACGUCUUCCGCUUUUCAACAAUCCAUACUAUCGCGAUGCUCUUGGUGACUUUGGAGCAUUUUUUGCAAUCUCAAACAAGAUUGAUCGUUUACACAAGAAUUCAUGGAUUGGGUUUCAGUCCUGGAGAGCGACUGCCAGGAAGGAAUCUUUAUCCAAUAUUGCUGAGAACGCAUUACUUAAUGCUAUACAAACACGGAAACACGGAGAUGCCUUAUAUUUUUGGGUUCGCAUGGACAAAGAUCCCAGAAAUCCUCUGCAGAAACCCUUUUGGUCGUUCUGUGAUGCCAUAAAUGCUGGGAAUUGCAGGUUUGCUUACAACGAAACUUUGAAGAAAAUGUACAGUGUCAAGAACUUGGACUCACUGCCACCAAUGCCUGAGGAUGGGGAUACAUGGUCUGUGAUGCAGAGCUGGGCAUUGCCAACAAGAUCCUUCUUAGAGUUUGUCAUGUUCUCAAGGAUGUUUGUGGAUUCACUGGAUGCACAGAUAUAUGAAGAGCAUCAUCGAACAAACCGUUGCUAUCUGAGUUUAACCAAAGACAAGCAUUGCUAUUCGAGGGUACUAGAGCUUCUGGUGAACGUAUGGGCUUACCACAGCGCAAGACGCAUUGUCUACAUAGAUCCUGGGACUGGUUUGAUGGAGGAGCAACACAAACAGAAGAACCGGCGAGGGAAAAUGUGGGUGAAGUGGUUCGAUUACACAACUCUGAAAACAAUGGACGAAGAUCUAGCUGAAGAAGCAGACUCAGACCGUCGUGUGGGUCACUGGCUAUGGCCAUGGACUGGUGAGAUCGUGUGGCGCGGUACAUUAGAGAAAGAGAAGCAAAAGAAGAAUUUAGAGAAAGAGGAGAAGAAGAAGAAAAGUCGAGAUAAGCUAACUAGAAUGAGAAGUAGAAAUGGUCGUCAGAAAGUGAUCGGAAAAUAUGUAAAACCCCCGCCUGAGAACGAAACUGUUACCGGAAAUUCCACUUUGUUAAAUGUAGUAGACGCAUAAAAAAACAAAUUAAAAUUGCUUUU
This is a messenger RNA of Arabidopsis arenosa, 4792 nucleotides long. The record is from the annotation of a GenBank genome assembly. NCBI's taxonomy places the organism in Eukaryota, Viridiplantae, Streptophyta, Magnoliopsida, Brassicales, Brassicaceae.